ACCUACUGCGACUUUUGUGCCGCGACUUUUCUGUGCUGCGACUUUUCUGUGCUGCGACUCUUGUGUGCUGCGACUUUUGUGUGCCGCGACUCUUCUGUGCUGCGACGCUUCUGUGCCGCAACUCUUCUGUGCCGCAACUCUUCUGGCCGACAGCGCAAAGGCUCGCAGUCGCUGUGCCCACCGCCAUGCCCGCCCCCACCGCGCUGCAGCGCCGCCCCGACGAGCCCGUCGCCGACGUCGCCAUGCUCGGCCUGCCCGCCGACGAGUCCAUGGCCGCCGCCGACCUGCUCGACAUGCACGCCGUCGCCGACGACGCCCUGCCCGACAGCCACCGCCCCGCGCCCGACGGCGCGGCCACGGUCGACGAGAGCGGCCGUCCGCAGUUCGCGCCCAGCAGGAGCGUCCCGCUGGCCUUUCGCCGCGAGACGCGCAAGGUGCCCGUCCCGCCGCACCGCAUGACGCCGCUGAAGAACGCGUGGCCCAAAAUCUACCCGCCGCUCGUCGAGCACCUGCACCUGCAGGUGCGCAUGAACAUCAAGACGCGCUCCGUCGAGCUGCGCACCUCGGCCCUCACCACGUCGACGGACGCGCUGCAAAAGGGCGAGGACUUUGUCAAGGCGUUUACGCUCGGCUUCGAUGUCGACGACGCCAUCGCGCUGCUGCGCCUCGACGACUUGUACAUGGAGACGUUUGAGAUCAAGGACGUCAAGACCCUGCAGGGCGAGCACCUGGGCCGCGCCAUCGGCCGCAUCGCCGGCAAGGACGGCAAGACCAAGUUUGCCAUUGAGAACGCGAGCCGCACCCGCGUCGUCCUGGCCGACCAGAAGAUCCACAUCCUGGGCGGCUUCCAGAACAUCCACGUCGCCCGCGAGAGCAUCGUGAGCCUGAUCCUGGGCCAGAACCCGAGCAAGGUCUACGGCAACCUGCGCACCGUCGCGGGGCGCAUGAAGGAGCGUUUCUAGAGGGCCGUGUAGGGCCGUGUAGGGCCGUGUAGGGCCGUGUUCUAGGAGGGUCGUGUAGGGCCGUGUUCUAGUAGGGUCGUGUAGGGCCGUGUUCUAGGAGGAACGUGUUCUAGGAGGGUCGUGUUCUAGGAGGAACGUGUUCUAGGAGGGUCGUGUUCUAGGAGGAACGUGUUCCUACAUGAAGGCGCGUUGAGCAUUUGCAGGCGUUAUACGAGGGAUGGGAAUCUAGAUACAACCACAUGAAUUCAUCGAGUUCCAACCACAUGAAUUCAUCGAGUUCCAACCACACUUUCAACCACACUUUUGACCGCACUUCAACCGCACUUCAACUUCAUCAACCACACUUCAACUUCUUCAACUUCAUCAGCCACACUUCAACUUCAUCAACCGCACUUCAACUUCAUCAACCACACCUCAACUUGAUCGGCCCAAUGCACCCGUCUACACUCGUCCCUGCACCCGCCUACACUCGUCCCUGCACCC
Messenger RNA from Didymella exigua CBS 183.55, 1445 nucleotides. Its product is annotated as Pre-rRNA-processing protein PNO1. NCBI's taxonomy places the organism in Eukaryota, Fungi, Ascomycota, Dothideomycetes, Pleosporales, Didymellaceae. Bases 186 to 962 code for a protein of 258 amino acids. The record is from RefSeq and is a predicted model, not a curated record. Gene Ontology annotation, molecular function: RNA binding. The transcript has a single exon. Gene Ontology annotation, cellular component: nucleolus.